Molecule: messenger RNA, 1919 nt
Organism: Marmota monax (woodchuck)
Lineage: Eukaryota; Metazoa; Chordata; Mammalia; Rodentia; Sciuridae
Gene: Mkrn2os
Product: MKRN2 opposite strand
Exons: 4
Coding region: 990-1814 (274 amino acids)
Source: RefSeq, a predicted model, not a curated record
UUUCUUAUUUGGGGUAAUGAAAAUGUUUUAAACUUAGUGGUGAUGGUUGCAUAGCCUUGUGAAUAUGCUCAAAACCACUGGAUUGUACACUAAAUGGGUGAAUUUCAUAGUAUAUAAAUUUGAUCUCAAUUUAAAACACAGCAGGUAAGUAAUGGUGAAGAUAGACCAAAAAAAAAAAAAUGCAAUAUACAGAAAACAGAAUUUCCUGAAGAAAAAAAUACUCAAAUUUAUAACUUAUUAAAAAUUCCCUGAAAUAAUAAAGACACGAAGCUACAUGUUGAAAAAGCACAUCACUGCCAGGUGUGGGGGUGCACACCUGAAAUCCCAAUGACUCCGGAGGCUGAGGCAGGAGGAUCACAAGGUCAAGAUUACAGCCUCAACAACUUGGUGAGACCCAAUCACCAAGAAAAAGAAAUAAAAAGGGCUGGGGAUGUUGUUCUGUGGUAGAAGACCCCUGGAUUUGAUCCCCAGUGAUGCAAAAAAUAAAAUAAAAAUUUAAAAAAGUAGAAUUUUUUUUUUAAAUUAAAAGAAAUAUAGAGAGGUGAGUCUCUAAACCCAAGCAGCUCUUAGACUAAUGGGAAUAAUAAAACUCAAUGACUGAUUUUUUUUUUUUCCUUUUCUUUCCUUUUUCUUUUUGUACUGGAAAUUGAACCUGGGGUGCUCUACUACUGAGCUAUAAUCCCCAGUCCUUUUUUAUUUUGAGACAGGGUCUCCCUAAGUUGCUGAAGGCCUACUAAAUUGCUAAGUCUGGCCUUGACCUUGUGAUCUUCUUGCCUCAGCCUCCAGAGUUGCUGGGAUUGCAAUGAGCACUUGAAUAAAUGACUAAUUAAAUAAUAGAGUUCUGGUAGGAAUAUGAGUCCAGUGCUUGCAGUUCAACAUAAUACUGAAGAAAGCUGAGAAAUUCAGCACCAAAAAAUAGGGCUUUGAAGGAUGAAUAGGAGCUGGCUGUCAUUCGUUGCAAACUGCACGGAGCCUGUAAGUGAGCACAAAUGGAAACUAGCUCUUUAAGAAGCCAGCCCAUGGGGCGGUCUGGUUACUGGUUAAUCCUACCUGGCUCAUGGUGGAUCAGGUUACUGUUGUGGAAAAGAAGUCUCCAGAGACCUCGCCUGCUAGCCCAGAAGGUGAAAGCUAUGUACUGCCCAGAAGCCGGGAAGCCUUUAAUUAAAUUCACCCACUGUAAGAAAUCCAUCUACAGCUUCAGUGUGCCCCGACACUGUCCUCUCUGUCAGCAGGAAGUGGGCUCCGGGAAACUGGAGGAAGCACCUGUUAGCAUCUCUAAUCCAUUCACUGAUGGGCAUCAAGAAAAAUGCUCCUUCCUGCUGCGACCAACUCAGGGGACAUUUCUCAGGGAGUAUGAUGGCAAGUCUGAUCUCCAUGUUGGAAUCACUAACACAAAUGGGGUCGUGUAUAAUUACAACCAACGCGGUGUCCGGCGAGACCAGGCGGGAUGGGAGCAGAGUCUAAGUGUCCCGUUAGUGCAGCCCAACAUGUUUGGACUGAGAGACCAGUGGAACAGGUACUUGGAAGACUUCUCAGCCAUGGGAGCCUGGCUGCCACACAGGUAUGACGAAGACCACCACAACUGCUACAGCUACACCCUCUCAUUCAUCAACUGCAUUCUGACCACAGAAGGCAAAGAGCAACUGGACAAGAAUGAAUUCACGGAGAAAUAUGUGAUCCCAAGGACACGGUUGGCCUCCAAGUACAUCACCCUCUACCGGGCAAUAGAAAAGCAUGGUUUCUACGCAGUUGACCAUCCUGACCAAGGAACAAGCCCUCCUUCUGAGGUGGUUUGUGCUGAGGGCUAUGUGUGAGGGUGGAGGGGACAGGACAUUCAGGGGUCACUGUCUUUAAUUGGUCCUGAGGAUUUCCAAAUGCAUCUAAUUAGAGUUAAUAAAAAGAUGUGUGGUUUUCUUUAA